Molecule: messenger RNA, 423 nt
Organism: Protopolystoma xenopodis
Lineage: Eukaryota; Metazoa; Platyhelminthes; Monogenea; Polystomatidea; Polystomatidae
Source: the annotation of a GenBank genome assembly
AUGGCAGACGACUUCGGACUAGAGCACCUCCAUGCUAAUGCUAUUCUCUCUCCUCCCCUCAACCAUUGCACAGCCUGGACGGGCCAUUCUGAAGGACAAUCGGGUCGCCUACUCUCCAGACCAGUCAAGAGCUCCAAUCGCGUUCGGCCGUGCUCAGACCAGGCGAUACAGCUUCCCGUUUAUCAUGUCGGGCAUGGGAGCAGCGAAACCGACCACAUGAGGUCGGCUGGGGACAAGCUGAGCGUGGCCAGUGACGGCGAGGCCGAAUCCCAUGCCUACACUCGGCAGGCGGAUCGGCAGAAUGUAAAAAUGCAGCGGAUUUCACGGCUUCCAGAGGCGCAGAGAUCGUCGCGAGUGAGAGUCUGGGAGGCGGUGAAGACGACCUCACCCGAGCCGAUGAUCAGGGAUCCAAGAAGCUAUUGA